UGGGCGCGGGCCGGGCGGGCGGGCCCGCAGGCUGGGGGCUUUAGGAAGGAGCGCGCGCGGCCGGGCCGGCAGACUGACGCUCGGCGGGAUGGCGCUGGCGCGGGCCUGGAAGCAGAUGUCCUGGUUCUACUACCAGUACCUGCUGGUCACGGCGCUCUACAUGCUGGAGCCCUGGGAGCGCACGGUGUUCAAUUCCAUGCUGGUCUCCUUCGUGGGGAUGGCCCUGUACACAGGAUACGUCUUCAUGCCACAGCACAUCAUGGCAAUCCUGCACUACUUUGAAAUUGUACAGUGACCAAGAUGUGACCUGAGCCCAGAGCUGUUCCCUAGGAAAGAAUCAUCUUCUGAAGUUGGAAUCAUGCGUCAUCAGCGCUCGUAAGAAAACUACUAGAUGUCAACACAACCAACCUUUUGAAUAUAAAGACUAAAAUUCAUGAGUGGAACAGGAAGUGAAUCCUGACUCAUGUGUUUAUGUUCUUUAUUUUUUAUUUUAAAAGAGGCUCUUCUAUAGUAGUUUUUGUCUAUUUCAACAUUGUAGUCAUUUGUACUUUGAUAUCAGUAUUUUCUUAACCUUUGUGACUGUUUCAAUAUUACCCCCUGAAAGCUUUUUCUUAAUGUAACUUUGAGUACAUUUUAAUUGCCUUCUAUUUGUAAAACCCAAAGUCAUUAGUUGGGCUUUACUGUUCUUCCUACUGAACGGCAUAUUCAUCUGCCUGGGUAUAUUUCUACUCUUGACCAAAGUUUUGUAAGAAACAAUACAAGAUUUGGGGUGGGAGAAUGGGAAGGGGAGGACAUUUUAUUUGAACACUAUUUACAAAAGGCUUACAAGUUUGAACUCAGGAGUGUAGAUUUAGCUGUCUAGACUCUUAAAACAACUUUGCUUUAAAACUGUUAAAGUAUUUCUUUACAAAAGAAAGAUCUCGAUAAAGCUAAAAGGAACAUUUCACCUUUUGAAUAUUUAAUUUUUAUGUGAACUCAUUUCUGAAAAACUUUGGUGAUGAUUCUUGUGACAAAAGGUAGUUAAUAGCAUUAUUAUGUAAUGCUUACAUAUUACAGAGUUUUUUAAUAAAAGUACAUGAGUUUCCUUUUAGGGACAUUGACAGAUACAUGCUUCCUAUGUUUAGUUUCCUGAUUGUGUUGGGUGCCUGAAUAUAUUUGCACAUUGCCUAAAGGCAGGAUGAGAUGAAUUGUAGUUCAAAAUGGUAGCAAAAAAAAAUAUGUAAACUCAAUGAAAGUCCUUUCACUGUUGGUAUUGUUUAAAUUUUUUUUUUAAUUUCUUAAAUGUAAAAUGACUACCUAAUUUUUUGAUGUAAACACAUUAAAUUUUAAAAAAUCAGGUGAUGUAAAGUGUAUUUUUUUCUUGAUGAUUAAAUAUUUAAUAUUUAUAUUUCUGAAUUGAUUGCUAUGGACAUAAUAGCAGUACAUAUAUCUUAAUAUGUCUUUUAACGUAAAGCAUUUUAAUUAAAAGAAUUCACACUUUAA
Molecule: messenger RNA, 1482 nt
Organism: Sorex araneus (European shrew)
Lineage: Eukaryota; Metazoa; Chordata; Mammalia; Eulipotyphla; Soricidae
Gene: SPTSSA
Product: serine palmitoyltransferase small subunit A
Exons: 2
Coding region: 89-295 (68 amino acids)
Biological process (GO): ceramide biosynthetic process
Cellular component (GO): serine palmitoyltransferase complex
Molecular function (GO): serine C-palmitoyltransferase activity
Source: RefSeq, a predicted model, not a curated record